Messenger RNA from Spea bombifrons (plains spadefoot toad), 3232 nucleotides. Its product is annotated as sodium- and chloride-dependent neutral and basic amino acid transporter B(0+)-like. Gene Ontology annotation, biological process: sodium ion transmembrane transport. Gene Ontology annotation, cellular component: membrane. The coding region runs from base 155 to 2077 and encodes 640 amino acids. Gene Ontology annotation, molecular function: L-proline transmembrane transporter activity. The transcript has 14 exons. The record is from RefSeq and is a predicted model, not a curated record. Lineage: Eukaryota; Metazoa; Chordata; Amphibia; Anura; Pelobatidae.
UAAGAAGUCUUUCCAGUUGGUUUCACUGGAGAGUGGAGUGAAAAGAAGAGGGUGGGUCAGAGGUUGGCUAAGACAUCAGGCGAAGUGCCACACAAGGACAGACAAGUACCUGGGAAAGUAACAAGCACGAUUUAUCCUCUCUUUGCUUUCAGGAAUGGGGAUCUCGCUGCCUAACUUCCUCAAGUGUUGCAACAAGAAGGAAAGCCAUGAUCUGGAUAAAGGUGUGGUGGAAAGUGGAGAUGAGAACACCGAGCGUGGAAACUGGUCCAGUAAAACAGAGUACCUCCUGUCUAUGGUGGGAUAUGCCGUGGGUUUAGGGAACGUGUGGAGAUUCCCCUACCUCACUUUUCAAAAUGGAGGAGGUGCUUUCCUUAUUCCAUAUGCUAUCAUGCUUGCUUUUGCUGGAUUGCCCCUGUUUUUUCUAGAAUGUUCCCUUGGACAGUUUUCUAGCUUGGGACCAGUAGCCAUGUGGAAAGUCCUCCCUAUCUUUGAAGGUGUUGGGAUUACAAUGGUCCUUAUUUCAACCAUGGUGACCAUAUAUUAUAAUGUCAUCAUUGCCUACAGCUUGUAUUAUUUAUUUGCUUCUUUCACAAGCGUCCUUCCAUGGUCCGAGUGUUUUGCAUGGUCUGACAGCAAAUGUAGUCGAACACCCAGAGAGUUUUGUGAUGUCAUUCUGGAUCCUAAUCGUAUCGAAACGGUUAAUACCACUUGGGUAAAGGAUAACAAUUACACCUGUCUGGAAAAUACAACAGUGACUCUAGAGGCAGAACUUCCAAGCAAACAAUACUGGGAGAAAGUGGCACUUCGUCGUUCAAGUGGACUUGAUGAGACCGGGGAAAUCGUCUGGUACUUGGCCCUCUGCCUCCUCCUUGCAUGGAUAAUAAUAGGAGCUGCAUUGUUUAAAGGAAUCAAGUCAUCAGGAAAGGUGGUAUACUUUACAGCAAUAUUUCCAUACGUGGUCCUUCUCAUUCUGUUGGUACGAGGCGCUACGCUGGAAGGUGCUUACGAAGGGAUCAGCUAUUAUAUCGGAGAACAGUCAGACUUUUCCAAGCUAAGCAACGCAGAUGUCUGGAAGGAUGCGGCCACUCAAAUCUUUUUCUCCUUAUCGGUGGCCUGGGGCGGUUUGGUGGCUCUGUCAUCUUACAACAAAUUUCACAACAGUUGCUAUUCAGAUGCCAUUAUGGUGUGUGUCACCAACUGCCUGACAAGUGUUUUCGCUGGCUUUGCCAUAUUUUCCAUCCUCGGACACAUGGCUUUUAAAGCCCAAAAACCAGUGAAGGACGUCGUAGAUUCAGGGUUUGCAUUAGCGUUCAUUGCCUAUCCAGAAGCUUUGUCUCAGCUGCCAGUAGCCCCUCUUUGGUCAAUCUUAUUCUUCUUCAUGCUCCUGACCCUUGGGCUUGAUUCUCAGUUUGCUUCUGUAGAGACAAUUACAACUACCAUACAUGAUGCUUAUCCACAGGUGAUGAAGAAAAUGCGAGGCAUUAUUACAGUGGGAGCCUGUAUCGUAUUCUUUUUCCUCGGCCUUCUCUGUGUUACACAGGCAGGAAUUUUCUGGGUGGAUCUGAUUGAUAAUUUCUGCGCUGGAUGGGGAAUCCUUAUUGCAGCUAUUUUGGAGAUCACAGGAAUUUGUUGGAUUUAUGGCGGAAACCGUUUCAUUGAAGAUAUCGAAAUGAUGAUUGGGAAAAAACACUGGUCCUUUUGGCUGUGGUGGAGAAUCUGCUGGUUCGUUAUUACCCCUUUGCUACUGAUGGCCAUAUUGAUCUGGUCAUUGGUGACCUUUGAAAAUCCAAAGCAUGGCUCGAUUGAAUACCCAGAAUGGGGCAUUGCUAUAGGUUGGUGCAUGAUCAUUUUCUGCAUCAUAUGGAUUCCUAUCCUAGCCGGAAUAAAGAUAUUCAAAUCUAAGGGAACCUUUCUUCAGCGAUUUAAGAAGAUCUGCCAGCCCACUCCAGAAUGGGGACCAGCCCUUGAAAAACAUCGUGAGGGAAGAUAUAAAGGCACUCGUGAUCUCCAUAAAGUUCCCAAUGGUGUAGAAAUAACGACAAUUGAGGGAGGAUACGACAACAAGGCAUUUUCCUAGUAUUGAUGUUCCGAAAAAUGCCACGAACAUGGAAAAAAAUGAUUUAUUUAUUGUUUUCCUCACCAAGGACACAUUGAAUCCUAAUUGGAAAGCUAACUGUAUACACAAAUUAAAUAUUGAUAGUGGGACACUUUAGUUAUCACAAUUACAAAAGAUAAGCUGCAUUGGUUGGAUUGAAACAUCAGGUAUACGGUUGGUCUUUGUUAACCUGGGAAUGAAAAUGUGAUUCUCGUUUGAUAAUUUACAGCAGGUUUCUGUACAUAUAUGAUACAUAUGUAUAUUUUGCUUUUUCUGAUCCAACCUCUCUCCAACGCAGUUUUAUAUAUGUAUAUGUGUAUUGCAAGAGAUUAGAUAGAUACAUGUUUAUAUUUUAUAUUCUAUUCAUAGGACUUCUGUAAUUGUUUACUAAUCAAAAAAAAUUGUCAUUGUUUGCUAAACCUGAAUGUCUACUAACAAUUAAGACUGGAUUGGCAUCCAAGCCGCCCCUAGAUCAGGAUUUUUCUUUUUAUGUGCCACCUGGAGUUGCGCAAUCAGCUGGAUUAUGUGACACAAUGUCACUUCUCCCGCAGUAGUGGUGUGGCAACUUCGUAUGUGCUAGGUAAUAUGCCCCAGGUUUUAAAAAAAACUGCCCAUCUGAUACUCCUUAGUAAGAAUAAGUAUAUCAAUAAAUAAAAAUAUAAAAAAAAAAUAAUAAGCAUUGUUGACAAAGGGAAAAUUUGAUUAAACAUGGGGUAAACUGAAUCGAGGUUUCUUUAAUUGUAAAUGUGAAUAACCUGCCUCUUUGGUAACAAAGUAUAAAGUAUUAUUAUUACAAUACAGACAGCAAGUAUUACAAAUUUGGGACCAUAUGGAGCCCCCACCUGAGUACAUUUUAAGUUAUGGGUUAUGUUAAAUUUAAAUACCCAGCCCUUUUCUUCUAAAAUUACAUUUCUAUUUUUAUUUAAAUGCACUGCUGGUCACUUGUAUUUUUGUAGCUUAAAUCUCUUGAAAUUCCCUUUAAAUCCCCUAGGGGGCCCACAUUUGUUUUAUGUGCCAGCUUGUUUUACACACAAUAUGAGAAUGGAUUUAUGUAAACUUGGCCACUGGUGUAUUCUCUUGUUGUCUCUCUACAUGUGUAUUGCAUAUAAUUGUAUUAAAUUGUUCAUUGUGUAAUAA